Erythranthe guttata (spotted monkey flower) is the source of this 1248-nucleotide messenger RNA. RefSeq lists its product as uncharacterized. The record is from RefSeq and is a predicted model, not a curated record. Gene Ontology annotation, molecular function: nucleic acid binding. NCBI's taxonomy places the organism in Eukaryota, Viridiplantae, Streptophyta, Magnoliopsida, Lamiales, Phrymaceae.
CACAAAUUAUUAGGACCAAUGUGGAAAAACUCGUAACUAGUAGGACCAAAGUUGAAAUAUGUUAUAAGUUACAGAAGACUUUCCGUUUUGGCAGGCGCAGUAAAAACUCAAAAUCCACAGAAAACGGGUUGGUUGCUCGGAGACGAAUUGGCAGCGCCGGCGAAUCGAAAUUCCGAAACUGAAACAAUUGAUAAAUAGUUACCACCGUCGAUUCCGAUGAGUUCUACUGAAUUUUCGAUGGUCGAAGAGCUGGCGUUUCUUGUUAAAGAUAAUCUUCAUUGCAAGUAUCUUAUUUUGUCCGUGGAAGACGCACUCGUUAAUUUUCUUCAGGAUGAUACGAGUUCAGAUGGAAUGCUUGAGCUGGAACCCAUGAAUUCUUAUAGUCGCCUGCUCGUUCAUCGUCUUGCUGACAUUUUCGGAUUUUCUCAUCAAUCUGUCGGUGAAGGAGAAGACAGGCACUUAAUUUUGGAGCGCUGCCCAGAGGCAUCAAUGCCGUCUAUCCUUGUCAGCGAUUUCUUGUUGCAAUCUGGUGAAAUUCAAUUACCAAGGACUUACGAUGUAUUGAGACGGAAGGAAGUUAUGCCAGGCCAGACGGAUAAAAACACUGUGAGCGAAUCAUCAUUCGAGGAAAGAGAAAAGAAUUAUUUCGCCGCCCGGGAAAGGAUAUUCUCAUCAGAUUCCAGCGAGACAAAACUGGUGAAGGAGAGGCCGAAAAAAGAUCCCGUGGUUGCUCGUCGCAUGAUAACACGUGCACUUGGCCAAACGAAUAAAGUGAUGAAAAACGAGAUCGGAUUAAGUGAACCUGAAAUGGAAAUUUCUACGAGCGGAAGGCACAAGAAAACAACCGACUUGACAUCAAUCAAGGGACGUUCUGUAGCAGAGCAAAAGGAUAUCGACAGUCAAGAAAACCAUUUGAGAAAAGAGCAUAUGGGUGCUGCAAAGAGAUUGUUUGCUAAUGCAUUGAGAAUGGAUCGUAGAAAUAUGAACGAAACGAAGAAAACUGGUUGCUGAAUUUAGGUAAAUUUAACCUUUUUUUUCGCAUAAUGGUAAAAUAGACAAUCUACUCGGAUCGUAUUUCUGACUCUAUUCGUUUUGUUGUGUCUAAUAUUUUCUAAGUUCUUGAUUGUACAUGUAUCUUAAUGCUUUCUCAGAACAUGCAUUGGUACUUCUAUAUUUUGUUUAUGUAUUGAAGUGCACUUGCAUAUAUUUUGACAUAUUUUGCGAGAGUUUAAUUUUUAUCAGUUCUUU